Suillus plorans is the source of this 1423-nucleotide messenger RNA. RefSeq lists its product as uncharacterized. Lineage: Eukaryota; Fungi; Basidiomycota; Agaricomycetes; Boletales; Suillaceae. Gene Ontology annotation, cellular component: cytoplasm. The record is from RefSeq and is a predicted model, not a curated record. Gene Ontology annotation, molecular function: protein binding. Bases 120 to 1199 code for a protein of 359 amino acids. Gene Ontology annotation, biological process: regulation of translational initiation. The transcript has 6 exons.
CCCGUAGUAGUUCUUCCACCUUCAUGACUACAUAGGACAUUUCCUUUGGAACUUAAAUCGCAAGACUUCUCAAAUCGCGUGCAAGUUAUCUCAGAACCUUGAAACUAGUAGCUACCGCUAUGGACACAAAUGUCUCCUCCACUCAGUCAACUGAUUCGGACACUGCGAUGGAGCUCAGGGACUUCAUUGCAAAGUUGAUGCAAAGUUCCGACCUCGAAUCCGUUGCUUCUGAGAUCGACGUUCUUCAGUCCAUAUACGGAGACCAUGCUAUUCACCUAUACCGUUCAUCGCCCGGAAGCCCUAGAAGCGGCAUUCCCAAUCACUCAUCUAGCAGUGCUUUAGGCGCCAUCCGUUACGAAAUUUCGCUCAAUCUACCAUCCCACGAAGAUAUUUCCAUACGUAUACUGGUCUCAAUUCCCCCAACAUAUCCCGCCUCAAACCCGCCUCAACUCCAGCUCCUCUCUCGUUAUAUCGGCGCUUUUGGUGUCGACUCCUCGCUUUUUGGUUCUAUACUGCGCACAUUCAUAUCUGUUUCGGGAGUGGAAUGGACGCCGGAAAGCGUCUGCGUUUUUGACGGACUACAAAAUGUGCUGGAGCGGUGCGAAGCAUGGUAUGAAGAUAAACUAAACAGGGAGACAGCUGGAGAAUUACUCAGAGAGGAUGCACAUACCCACAACCAUGUCUCGGUCGAACCCGACGAGCCUUUUGCAUCAUCAACUGCUGACGAAAAGGAUCGAGUACCUCUCGACACUGCUUUACCGGAAGGUAUUAAAAUCGUCGAAGCGGAACCUAUUGUGGACAGAAAAAGUGUUUUUAUUGGCCGUGCAUGUCGAAUAUCUGAUCCCUCGCAGGUACCACUCAUUUUGAAUAAUCUGAUGUCGGAACGCCAUGUUUCCCGCGCUGCUCACCCAAUUAUCAAUGCCUGGCGUUGCCAGGUGGGUAGUGUGCUUCACCAGGAUAAUGAUGACGAUGGGGAAACUGCAGCAGGUAGUCGAUUGGCCCACUUGCUUUCCAUCUUGGAAAUCAAUAACGUCCUCGUUGUUGUGACCCGGUGGUUUGGUGGAAUACAUCUAGGUCCUGAUCGUUUCAAACAUAUCAAUCAUGCUGCACGCAAUGCACUAGAGCUAGGCGGCUUCUUAGAACAAACGGAUGAAUCAAGGAGUGGUGGGCGAAACGCAGGAAAGGGGCGGAAACGAUAACACAAUUGUACUUAUUCUGGAUACCGCUAUACUGGGCACCUUUAUCACGUUUUUAUCGACAUUUGAAUCAAGUACAGGGAAAGACGACGGUUUCAUUUAUCAGGUUCCCAGAUGAAUGUUCACUAAUUCAUAACUCCACCGCCUCGUCUAAUGGCCUACUUCGUCAAAGGAUUCUUUUGUUGGGUUCAUCGGAUAGCCACCUUUCAAUCACACACGAAUAGUAC